ACAGGAGAAAUUUAAUAGGUUCUUUUUUUUUAUUUUAUUUAUUUCAUAAAAAAAAACAAGUAUCACAAAUGGUUGAUCCAAACCGCAAGAUAAACCGAAUAUCAGAUAAGGAGAUGACGUUUCUAGAGGAAUGCGAGACAGAGUUCGCCUCGCGCUACACAGAUGCCGAUACAGAAUUCAUAGAGCAUUGUGCUAAAACCGUGCCGGAACCGCCAAUGAUAGAAGACUGGCUCAACGCAAAUACAGGUGGAGGCGGUGGAGGUAGAGGUGGAUAUUUCAGUCCGAAUAAUCGUUUCAAUGGUGGCCAGCGCAGAGGUGGAGAUCGUGGCUGGCAAAGACGUGGUGGUGGCCAUCACAAUCACGACCGCGGCUUUAGAGAUAAUCGUCGACACAGGUAUGACCCAAUGCAACGUCGAAAUCGCGGCGACAAUGGUGACUCUUCAGGACGCCAACACGAACGUCACCACGAGAACAAUAAUCGCAAUGAGCCCCCGACGGGGUCACCAAUGAAAGUGCGGAGGGAUUACGGCAACUUUGUGCCGGCCUCGAAAUAAUUAGAAGUUCAAUUGAUUUGUUCCAUUUGUUUGUUUCAUUGUGCACAAUACAUACAUAUAUAUUACCUAA
Molecule: messenger RNA, 624 nt
Organism: Drosophila busckii
Lineage: Eukaryota; Metazoa; Arthropoda; Insecta; Diptera; Drosophilidae
Product: RNA guanine-N7 methyltransferase activating subunit
Exons: 2
Coding region: 69-554 (161 amino acids)
Biological process (GO): RNA 5'-cap (guanine-N7)-methylation
Molecular function (GO): RNA binding
Source: RefSeq, a predicted model, not a curated record